GUAUGACAUGUCGGGUUUACUUGAACUUGAAGGGGAUAAAUACAUGAUGCCGAAAUCAACCAAAUCAUCCCAGAAAUAGACCCCUGCAAAUACGAGCCGGCUGAGCUCCCUGCUUUGUUGGGCACUGAGACAGAGGCUCGUGACAUGGAGUGGUUCUUCUUCACCGCAAAGGCUUACAAGUACAACAAAAGCUCUCGCUCGAAUCGGAGGACGAAGAAGAUCCACUGGAAAAUCACAGGGAAGGAGCGUGGGAUUAAAGCUCAACGAUACAAAGCUGUUAUCGGGAAGAAGAGGACAUUGACUUUUUACCAGGGGCGUGCGCCGAAAUCGAAGAAGACCAGCUGGGUUAUUCAUGAGCACUAUCUUCCUGGAGAUGGAGUUGCUUCGUAUCCGAAGCAGGCCCAGGGUGACUUUGUUAUCUGUCUCUUGAAGAUUAGAUCAGAUAGGAAGGAUUCUCCGGUCAGUAAUGAAGGAGAACCCAGAAGCACGAGUGUGUCUGAAAUGAAUCAAGAGGGAAAUGAGAAGUUGCUAUUCCAUCAACCUCAGCCUCUGGAUGACUGCUGCUCCUCAGCACUGCAGUCACCGGUGUCCCAAGAGCUGGAAGCUGUUCUGCAAACCAAUGUCACUAAUGAUGAUUGUAAUGAGUUGCAAUCACCAUUUGGAGAUAGUGAUUCUUAUCUAUUAGAUGGGAAUGAAGUUUCAACCUGUGAUGAAGAUGAGACUGUGUAUAAUGUGUUUCCACAGCUACGUGAUCCGCCAGAACAAAAUCUGGAUUCACUCUUUGGUCCACAUCAGCCAUAAGAGUACCGCCCCUCCAUACUGCAGUCACCAAUAUACACAAAGCUGCGAGAUGUUCCGCAUCCACUUCAGCCACAAGAGUACCGCCCCACCAUACUGCAAUCACCAAUAUACACAAAGCUGCGAGAUCCGCAUCAGCCACAAUAGUACCGCCCCUCCAUAUUGCAGUCACCAAUAUACACAAAGCUGCGAGAUAUUACGCAUCCGCUUCAGCCAAAAGAGUACCGCCCCUCCAUCAGCCACAAUAGUACCGCCCCUCCAUACUGCAGUCACCAAUAUACACAAAGCUGUGAGAUAUUCCGCAUCCGCUUCAGCCACAAGAGUACCGCCCCUCCAUACUGCAGUUACCAAUAUACACAAAGCUGCGAGAUAUUCUACAUCCGCUUCAGCCACAAGAGUACCGCCCCUCCAUAUUGCAGUCACCAAUAUACACAAAGCUGCGAGAUGUUCUACAUCCGCUUCAGCCACAAGAUUACUAGCCCUCAAAGUUGCAGUCACCAAUAUACACAAAGCUGGGAAAUGUUCCACAUCAUUCUUGAUAGUAAAGAGAAAUGUCACUAAACCAAUAUCUGGUUGAGUUAUUGGUAAACUAGUAGUUACUUACUGAAAUGUAGUAGCUAGUUGGUUGAUGGAGUAGUAGUUGCAAAUGUAUAUGAUUGUUAAUAGAUGGAAUCCUUAUAAGUAAUUUAUCAAGUUUAA
Molecule: messenger RNA, 1497 nt
Organism: Rosa rugosa (rugosa rose)
Lineage: Eukaryota; Viridiplantae; Streptophyta; Magnoliopsida; Rosales; Rosaceae
Product: NAC domain-containing protein 79-like
Exons: 5
Coding region: 145-801 (218 amino acids)
Biological process (GO): regulation of DNA-templated transcription
Molecular function (GO): DNA binding
Source: RefSeq, a predicted model, not a curated record